Molecule: messenger RNA, 1962 nt
Organism: Eimeria acervulina
Lineage: Eukaryota; Apicomplexa; Conoidasida; Eucoccidiorida; Eimeriidae
Exons: 9
Coding region: 1-1962 (653 amino acids)
Source: RefSeq, a predicted model, not a curated record
AUGCAAGGGGGGGGCACCCCCAUCUGCUGGCAGCAACAGCAGCAACAGCAACAACAGCAGCUGGUGCAGAGACGGCAGUGGCAUACGGAGCAGCACCAAGUAGACCAGAGGUCUUGGCAUGCACCAGAACAGCAGCAGCCGCUACAGCAGCAGCAACAGCAGCAGCAGCGGCAGCAGCAUACCAUCGGCUUCGCACAUGAAUCAUCUCAGCUGGGAUCGUCUCGAUGGCAGGCCUUGUGUACGUACACCAGAGAGGGAGAAGCAGAGCCGCAGCAGGAAAGCCCUUCACAGCGUUGGGGGCAACAGCUAGGGAAUGAAACUCCCGACUGGCAACAGCAACGGUAUCAGCGGCAGCAGCUGCUGCUGCAGCAGCAGUGGCAGCAGCAGCCACAACCCGAUAGCCAAACUCCCCUUUCUCCGCAGAGCUGCUCUUCAUAUUCGCAGCAGCAGCAACAACAACAACAAUAUCGGGGUUCCUCUGGAUGGGGCGGACCCAGCACACCUUCUCAGUGGGAGCAGCAGCAGCAGCAGCAGCAGCAACUGCAGCUUCAGCAGCAGAGAUGGUGUGAUCAGCCCCAAACUCAGUAUGAGGAGAUACAGGGGGCGUCAUUACCGCCGCCUAAUCCGUGGAAGCCUCCAGGGCCUCUGCGGCGUCGGCAGUGGCAGCAGCAACAGCAGCAGCAACAGCAGCAGCAACAGCAGCAGCAACAACAGCAGCAGCAGCUGCAGCAGCAGCAGCAGCUUAACGGGCAAGGACUACAGAAGAGCGUCUUCUACGAGGGGCACCCAAUUGCAGCAGCAGCCCCAGUUCCGAGGUCUAAGAGGGUGUGGGGCUUGUCAAGGGUAGCAGCAACAGCAGCAACAGCAGCAACAGCAGCAGGAACUCCUGCAGCUGCCAGCAGCGGCUGGGACCGUUCAUUCCCUCCUUCUAGUUUGGCUGAGCGCAACAGCAGCAGCAGCAGCAUCAGCAACCGCUGCUGCAAAAGAGAGGAAUUGCGUUUUGAGGGGGUGAAGGCCGCAACUGCAGCAGCAGCAGUUGCUGAUGCUGUGCUGCAAGCUGCAGCGCAGCAGCUGCCUUCUGUGCUGCAGCCUGCAGCAGCAAAUGCAGAGUUACCGGGGCCAGCUGGGCGUCUGCUGCGGCUGCGGCAGAAGCAGGAGAAGGGCAAGAGGAUAAAGGGCCUAGCGCGGGAGUCGCCGUUUGACAGCAUGGAGGGGCCUUUGCGUUCUGCGGGUAGUUCACAGGCAUCAGCUGCUGCUGCUGCAGUUGCUGCUGCUGCUGCUGCUCCGGGCUUCACUCCUUCUCCUGGCUGCUGGGGCGGCGCUUGGCUAGGACUAAGUUACUGCGACACAGCAGCAGCAGCAGCAGCAGCAGCAAACGCAUGCCCUGCUGACAGAGACGAGCAGAAGGCACCUCUGCAGCACUCUGCUUCCUGGGCCCGCGCUCUCCUCCUCUUGGGUCUUCCCUUCGACGCUUUUCACUUAGGUUUGACGCCUUUUCCUUCCCCUUGUCCCCCAAUCAUGUCUUUCCUCGUUGAGUCCAACGUUGCCGCUGUGCUGCGCUGCUGCGACUCGGCAGUAACAAAGGACCCAACGGGGGAAGUGGUUUGCUCAAUUCAUUCGUCUGUCUCUCAGGCGCUGCAUCUGUGCCCAGGCAGCACCAUAAUCCUUCAGGAGCCCACGGUAUACUACGCGGCCUUUAAACUGCCGUUCGUUUUGAUAACGCAGCGCUGUCUUGUAAAGCCCACGGUAUACUACGCGGCCUUUAAACUGCCUUUCGUUUUGAUAACGCAGCGCUGUCUUGUAAAGGCGUUCCCCCCGAGUUUCAUAGACGACGCGCUGCGGCAGCAGGCUGAGGAUGCGCGUGAGGAGUGGGAGUACAGAUGGCGGGGGAUCCACGGGGAAGAUGCUGCAGGGCCAGAGGAGACAGGAGGAGGGCCUCAGCCUCUCGAGGCUCCCAGCUAG